AUGAUCGCACUGUCUAAUUUGAAAAAGAAUAAGAACAUUGUUGUAUGUAAACCAGAUAAAGGCUCUGGUGUAGAAAUUCUAGACAGAGAAGAUUACAACAGCAAAAUGCUAAAUAUUUUGAAAGACAACAACAAGUUCUGGCGCUUGGAAAAUUGCCAGAGUGCGAUAAAACUAUCCGCCAACGGGGCAGAGAGACCACGUAUGCAUUCUAAUCUAACGAUGUGUUCUUUCGAUGUAACUAGUCUCUUCACUAAUGUGCUCUUAGAAGAAACCAUUGAAAUUUGUGCUCAAAAUCUUUUUCACUCGGACAUGACUUUGCCGGACAUGUCUGAGAAUGCCUUUGGAGAACUAAUGAUGGCUCCCACAAAGGGUGUUGAGUUUAGUUUUGAUGACACCAUGUAUAAACAAAUUGACGGGAUGGCUAUGGGUUCUCCACUUGGACCGGUUCUUGCAAAUAUUUUUGUUGGCUAUCAUGAAUGCAAAAUGCUUGCAUCUUCAGAUUGUCCGGAUGUGCUGUGGUAUAAGCGUUAUGUGGAUGACACUUUUUCUUUGUUUCAUAACGAUAGAAAUCGUGCACUUUUUCUUAAUAAACUUUGCUCUCUUACUCUGCACUAA
Xenia sp. Carnegie-2017 is the source of this 615-nucleotide messenger RNA. RefSeq lists its product as uncharacterized. Bases 1 to 615 code for a protein of 204 amino acids. The transcript has 2 exons. NCBI's taxonomy places the organism in Eukaryota, Metazoa, Cnidaria, Anthozoa, Malacalcyonacea, Xeniidae. The record is from RefSeq and is a predicted model, not a curated record.